AGGGCUUUUCCAGGAAGCGAAACUGAAAGUUUGCAGGCUGUCUCUCAAGAGAGCUGAGGGUAGGGAAUUGAUAGCGCGGUUUCCUCUCCCCUCUCCCUGCUCCUCGGUACCCUUCCCCAAACCCAGAACAGACAUCGCAGCCCCGGCUCCUCCGCUCACGAUGGCCACUGACUCCGCUGUCCACAGCCCGCAGUACCGGGUUCUGGUCCGGGUGCCCGAGAACUGUUCUGGACUGGAGAAGAAAUUGCAAAAAUAUUUCCAGAGUCCGCGGAAGUCCGGGGGAGGCGAGUGCACGGUCAAAGUCGGCCCCACCGAAGGCACUUACUGGGUUGAAUUUCUGGAAAAACAAGCCAAGGAAAGAGUGAUAGCAAAGGGAGAUCACACUGUGGAGAUCAGUCCUACGUCACAUAUGAAAAUCUUCCUAGAAACAAAUGAAAACUCAGGAGAAAAGAACACUUUGGAGAUAACAAGCCAGCUUUCCUCCCAGACUCAGUUGAUCCCAAAGAAAUUUCUAGAUGAGAAGCUCCCAAACGAAGAAGGGGCUUUUAGCUCCCCUGAUUCCUUCAUUGAAAAGUUUCAGAUAUUUUGUCAUGUGGAGGCUCAGCUGAACUUCAAUCUUUCCAAGGAACAAAGGGAGAAAAUUAUUAACCUCUGCCCAAAUCUCAAAAUAGAGCAAGACCAUGAUGGAACUGAGAAACUGAGUGGUAACUUCCAAGAUAUUGAAAAAAUUUAUCAAUUCUUAAGUAAGGGGAUUCUGGGAAAUGACCAGAAAGAUUUUCCUCACUCAGCCUCAGAAAGAAAAAUCGAGAAAAUGAAACCAAAUGACUGGGACAGUCCUAUCCUUCAUUCAGACUCCAAACACAGAAUGGAAGAGUCAAACUACAUCUCAGUUCCUUCACAUUUGUAUGAGUAUUUUAAACAUGUCUUUGCUGCAACUCUGGACAGAAUAGAAAAAGAGCACAAAGUACAUAUCAGAAGUACUUUGACAUAUCCUACAGGCAAUGUUUAUUUAGAUUUUGAGACAAGCAAGUCUGGGGACAGAAUAGCAGCUCAAGAAGCUUUUACCACAGCAUUUCAGAAGGAAAUACAGAAUGUGACCUGUCAGAGUGUUUAUUUCACAGAUAAUAUGCUGGCUCUUGAGGUCCAAAGCAGACUGACCAACAUGUUUAAAAACCUCUAUGUUAAAGCUGAUGGAACGACCUUAAUUCUCCAGGGAAACACAAGGGAUAUUUCAGAAGCUAAACUUUUCAUUGAAGGAAACUUUUCCCACAAACAACCAGUGGAAAUAAUGGUUUCCCAUAACCUGAUGGAGAAUGGAAUUGAGGUAGAUACUGCUGAUUUACGUCUUCUGUGCCAAGAAAUCACAGAAAUAGAGAAAAAAUUUGACAUAACAAUGGAAUUGAUGAACAACCCCCAAAAUGGGAAAACCCUCAUUGUAUUUAAACCAAAAGACAAAGGCCUGGACCUCUCUGCACAUGCUUAUGAAUAUUUCAUUGAUUUCUUUCAGAUGAUCUCAACUCAGAUUGUCAAAGAGGUAGUUAUUCUAAAACCUUUAGACAAAGAGAGAAAAUAUUCAUCUGAAAAGACAUUCUUUAAAGACUUUGAAAAGAAGCACCCCCAUGUAAACUUGGAGUGGAAUGAACAAGAACUGACAUUGACUGGUUUGCCCAGGUAUCUUGCAGAAGCAAUGAAAUAUAUAAAGAAAUAUUUUAGUACUGAAGGUCCUGCUCAGCAGAGACCAGCUCUCUCCCCUGGAAGGAAUUGGAAUAAAGACUCUAAAUCCAUUUGGGACAAAAUUGGUGGUGAUUUCAAGGCAAUCCUUCCUUCCAAAGGAUUGCCUAGCUGUGAGGAUUUAGAAAAAAAGGAAAAAGAGAAGGAGAACUGUGCCAUCUGUCUGGAAAUCAUUCACCACAAAGAAAUCCUUCCAAAAUGCAAGCAUGAGUUCUGUAGCUCUUGUAUCAGAGAAGCCAUGAAACAUAAGCCAGUGUGUCCUAUAUGCCAGACUUCCUAUGGCAUCGUGAAAGGAAAUCAGCCACAUGGAACAAUGAACGUAUCUUAUAGGUCUUCUUCACUUCCAGGUUAUGAUUCAUACGGCACAAUUGAGAUUUGUUAUGCUAUGAAGGGAGGCAUACAAACGACCGAUCAUCCCCACCCAGGAAGAUCCUACCAAGGAACACACCGGAUGGCUUAUUUACCUGAUAAUGAAGAAGGACGGCAGGUUUUGAAACUCCUCCAAAAAGCUUUUGAACAAAAGUUGAUUUUCACAAUAGGACAAUCUCGGACAUUAGGAACGAACGAUGUGAUCACUUGGAAUGAUAUACACCAUAAAACUCAACUGUUUGGUGGGCCAGAAAAGUAAGGGAUAUUUCCCUUUUUAAAAAAUUUAAGAUUUAUUAUCUUUGUUUUCACAUGAUAUUUAUUUUCUCUACCUCCUCUCUUACAAAGCAAGCUUUCUGAACAAAAAUUUCAAAAAACAUUGAAGUUUACCAAGACCAAUCUACACUUUGACUAGACCUGAUAGCAUAUACAUUUCAUGCUUAAAUUGUGUUCCAUUUUCCCCAAUCUCUCCAGAAAAUGGAAAUAGAUACAUAUUCCUCUUCUCUCCUUUAGUCUUUGUUUGGUUAAUUAAUUGUAAUUAAUGAUAUAGAAAUUUAUACAGAAAAUUCACUUUCAUUUUAUUC
Molecule: messenger RNA, 2681 nt
Organism: Sarcophilus harrisii (Tasmanian devil)
Lineage: Eukaryota; Metazoa; Chordata; Mammalia; Dasyuromorphia; Dasyuridae
Gene: DTX3L
Product: deltex E3 ubiquitin ligase 3L
Exons: 4
Coding region: 161-2359 (732 amino acids)
Biological process (GO): Notch signaling pathway; protein ubiquitination
Source: RefSeq, a predicted model, not a curated record